AUGUCCUCAGGAAAGAAAAUUGACUAUUCUCAGACUCACUUUGCGGAAAUUAGUUCCUCGGGUAGUGGUAAUGUGGGUAGCUAUAUUAACUCGCAGCCCUUGGAGGUCGGUGUGAUGCAGGCUAGCUAUUCUAAAUCGUACCCGAUAAAGGAAAAUCCGCAUAAAUUCUACGGAGACAUG
This is a messenger RNA of Acaulospora colombiana, 180 nucleotides long. The record is from the annotation of a GenBank genome assembly. NCBI's taxonomy places the organism in Eukaryota, Fungi, Glomeromycota, Glomeromycetes, Diversisporales, Acaulosporaceae.